Ctenocephalides felis (cat flea) is the source of this 1026-nucleotide messenger RNA. RefSeq names its product homeotic protein distal-less-like. The record is from RefSeq and is a predicted model, not a curated record. NCBI's taxonomy places the organism in Eukaryota, Metazoa, Arthropoda, Insecta, Siphonaptera, Pulicidae. Gene Ontology annotation, molecular function: RNA polymerase II cis-regulatory region sequence-specific DNA binding; DNA-binding transcription factor activity, RNA polymerase II-specific. Gene Ontology annotation, biological process: regulation of transcription by RNA polymerase II.
AUGACUUUAUCGAAGUCGAGCACGGUGGCAUAUAACGGCGUCAACACGUUGAAUUUUACGGAGCUCGGGAGCCCUUUCGAGGCUCCACCCGCGGCCGGCGGCGGUAGCGCGGCGGGCGGCGGUAACAGCAACGCGGCGGCACCGAACAGCUCGAGUGGCGGCGGCAGUAGUAUGGACACGCAACACGGGCCGCAGUCGAGUAACCCGGAUGGUCAUGGACCACCGGGCUCAGGUUUAAAUUCGAAAUCAGCAUUUAUAGAACUACAACAACACGGAUUUAAUGCGAUACGCGGCGGUUACCAGCAUUUUGCGUCCGCCGCGUCACAAGGACACCAUCACCAGGAUGCUACAGGAUUUCCGAGUCCGCGCAGUGCGCUUGGAUACUCGUUCCCGGCGAUGCAGAACACAUAUACGGGCUAUCACCUUGGCUCGUAUGCACCUCCCUGCGCCAGCCCUCCCAAAGACGAAAAAUGUGAUGAUGGUGGAUUAAGGGUCAACGGUAAAGGAAAGAAAAUGCGCAAACCCCGGACGAUAUACUCAUCCCUUCAACUGCAACAGUUGAAUCGGCGGUUUCAACGGACGCAGUACCUCGCGUUGCCUGAACGAGCAGAACUUGCAGCCAGCCUGGGACUUACUCAGACACAGGUAAAGAUAUGGUUCCAAAAUAGACGCAGUAAAUACAAGAAAAUGAUGAAAGCAGCACAAGGAUGUCCCGGCGGUCCUGGAGCUUCACUGGGCGGUCUAGGCGUUCCUGGUGAACAAAGUCCUCCAGGAAAUAUUCCCGGCAUGCAUGGAGGAAGUAGCAGUGGAUCACCACACUAUCUCGGUGGUCCCGGUGGUCACAGCCCCACACCUUCAUCCACCCCUGUAUCGGAGCUGUCACCAGGGUUGAGUCCGCGGAGAGUACCCUGGGAUCACAAACCUCCUCCCGGUCCACCUCAGCAACCGCCACAACCGCCACAGAUGGGCGGAUAUGUUCCGCAGUACUGGUACCAGCCGGAGUCAAAUCCAGGACUUCUGACGUAA